AUGGCAAGUAACGGAGAAUCGGAAAAGCAGGAGGAAAACGCGAAGCAGCUGCAAGACCGUAAUGACGCCGCGGAUUCGAACGAGAAAAUAAAGAGCCUCAAAACGCAGGUACAGGGACUCUCGAUACAAAUCCAGCAACUUUCUAACCUCUUUCAGAGAAUCGUGCUUAACGUCGCGGAAAAUGUAACCGGAUCCCCUUCACACUGUAACGUACACCCCAGCACAGACGUGAGUCCCAACGUGUCUACAACACAUUUACAGGCCCAAAACGCUAACCUUAUCAGUUCUAACGUGGGCGAAAUAAAGUGCUUACCCUUCUGGAAGCACGAUCCGGAAACUUGGUUCGCGUUAAUGGAGACGCAAUUCCUCUGCCGCGGUAUAACUAGAGAUGAGGAAAAGCUAUUUAAUAUAAUGAAUAGUCUAGACACGGAGACAACGCGCAGUAUAGCCAGCGUAUUUAAAAAUCCUAGCGCUGACGGAAAGUACGAUCAGCUAAAAAAAGCCCUCUUGAAAGAAUUUUCCGAAACCGCAGAGCAAAAGCUAGACAGACUUUUUAAAUACUCUGAGAUGGGACAGCGAAAACCGUCCACCUUCCACCAGGACAUGUUCGAGCUAGCGGCAGGGUCAGUUCCACGCAGCACGAUCAUAACGGUCUGGAAGGAACGUCUACCGAUUGACAUCUGGGUCCUCAUCGACGACGAGUCGGAUGAGAAGAAACUCGUGGAACGCGCGGAGAAGGUCCACGAAAUUGUAAAUAAGAACACGAGACGUGUCAGCGCGCUUUCUAAUGCCUGGGAACAAGCAGAGCCCGAAACAAAUCCGGGCAAUUGUUCCUCAUAG
Belonocnema kinseyi is the source of this 840-nucleotide messenger RNA. RefSeq lists its product as uncharacterized. Bases 1 to 840 code for a protein of 279 amino acids. The transcript has a single exon. Lineage: Eukaryota; Metazoa; Arthropoda; Insecta; Hymenoptera; Cynipidae. The record is from RefSeq and is a predicted model, not a curated record.